ACUUCCGGUGUUCCAGCGGACCAAAAUGGCUGCGCCCCAGCCGCAGGCUUCGGCCGUUUCUUCUGCUGCCGGUGUGUCGGGUCCGAGUUCGGCCGGUGGCCCGGGCCCCCAGCAGCAGCCGCAAUCGACGCAGCUGGUGGGACCUGCCCAGAGCGGGCUGCUGCAGCAGCAGCAGCAGGACUUCGACCCCGUGCAGCGCUACAAGAUGCUCAUCCCGCAGUUGAAGGAGAGUCUCCAGACUUUGAUGAAGGUAGCAGCCCAGAACCUGAUCCAGAACACUAACAUCGACAACGGACAAAAGAGCAGCGAUGGACCCAUACAGCGCUUCGACAAGUGUCUGGAGGAGUUCUACGCGCUCUGUGAUCAGUUGGAGCUCUGCCUGCGCCUGGCCCACGAGUGCCUUUCACAGAGCUGUGACAGCGCCAAGCACUCUCCAACACUGGUACCCACAGCCACCAAGCCAGACGCAGUGCAGCCGGACAGCCUGCCCUACCCACAGUACCUGGCUGUCAUCAAAGCCCAGAUUACCUGUGCCAAAGACAUUCACACUGCCCUGCUGGACUGUGCCAACAAGGUGGAGGCAAGAAAACUGCAAGUUCAAAGCCAUCCUGGGACACAUAGUAAGACUUCAUCCCAGCCAAAAGGAAGAGGUGACCCUUCAACACCUAAACUCAGGGUAAGAUUGAUGACUGGAACUACAUCCCAGAGAGAUACAUCAAAUGGUUCCUGUCACUGGGCACCCACCACAAAUCUUGACCCUUGUUUGUUUCUGGAAACAGUUUGGGGAUUAGUGAUCUUGCAUACAGCUGAAAACACCCUAACCCUGUCCAAGGUAGAACAGGCCAGUUUCCAGCCAGGGACUCUCACUCUGUAUUGGCUGGGAUAUGACAGUCUGUGGCGCCAAGAGGACAGGCACAGCUGGCCCCAGGAGCUGAUGUCAACAGCAUAUGCAGGGAGGUGUGGUACCCAGGAUACAGGGCCUAACUGCUUAAAACCACAGUGUGGGUGACAGGCAGUUUCCACCACCAUACAAGACAGGCACCAAGUCACAGCCAUUAAAUAUACGCCAGCAGCUGGGUGUGGUGGUGCACACCUUUAAACCUAGCGCUCAGGAAGACAGACACAGGCAGAUCGCAGAUUGCUGUGAGAUCCAGGCCAGCCUGGUCUACAAAGCGAGUCCAGGACAGCCCGUGCUACGCAGAGAAGCCCUGUCUCAAAACAACACAUGGCAGCCUUUUGUAGGGCCCUGUUCCGUGAGAGCUGAAAAUCCCUAGAGUGGAACAAAAUGCAGCCUGGUACAUAAACCAGAAUACAAGUUUUGAGGCCAGACAGGGCUGCAGAGUGAGCACCUGUCUCCAAAGAGAAAGAGAGGGCUGCCUGGGCACUGAAGGGGCACAGUGGGUGGCCUCGCUUCUGCCCAGCCAGGGGAGCCACGCUCAGUCCCUGGGACACCCAAGUCCGAAGGACAGGGCUGACUCACACGAGUCCUCUGCUGGCCUACACUCAGAGUACUAGCAGUUGAGAGCCUCAGGCAGGUGACAGAGAAGGAAUUAGGGUCUCAUGGACCCUCCCCCAGCAAAAGUGAGGGAUCCACAGAGCACACGCCUCCCCCUCUCUCUGGCAGCAAGAGUGAAGAGGCUUGGGCAAGGUUCCAGGAGCCCAGGGGAGGAAGCCUGGGUGGGUCAUGAAGGGCCUUGCUGAGGCCUCACCUUUUCCCGGCCUCACAGGCACAGAGGGAGGCUGUGCAGGGCCUUGCACCACGAAGGGCUGUGUUUGAGGAAGAGAAGGCCGCAGAGCCAGCCAGAGUGGCCCCUGCGUGUAAUCUCAGCACCUGAGACACAACAGUAGGCUUGCUGCAAGUUCAAGGCCAGCCUGCUUCACACAGCUACAGGCUGUCCUGUCCAGAAAAGAAACCCAGGGCGGACACGGGCCCAGGCUCCACCCCCAGCAGAGAGAGCACACUGGCCAUCCUCCCACACACUUGGACCCUGCUCCAUGUGCGAGUACCACAAACACCCAAGCAGCCAUCCAACCACGUGACUACCCAGCCUGCAACCACCACUUAAGCCGCUAUCUCUCACCCCAUCAAGACUUUGCCCAUCACCGCUGACUCAGCCCUGCUGCAGAGCGCCCGGGCUCACUGGGGACGGAAGACUGGCUCGUGUAGGUGCGGGAGCGUGCAGGCUGCGCUGCCCACAGAGGCAGGCACGGGAGGGAGCUCACGAGCGGCCUGCCGUCACGCGCCUGGUGCUACGUCAAGCACCAAAGUUCGCUGGUUUCACGGCCUUGUGACUGGUCCACUCAGGCCUUCCACACUGUCAGGACCCACAGACACACACGGAGCACAACAAACAGCUCAGCCGCAGAGAGCCCACACACACCUCCAGGUCCCAUGUGCACACCUGCCAGGACUCCCUCGGUGCCCCCCAGCCCACGGUGGCCCAGUUACACGCAGGCGGGUGGGGUGAAGUGACGGUUCUCAUGAAGCCCCUUCAAAGGCGGCGGCUGCGGCGGUUACAGUUGGCAGCUCUCCAGGGGCCACCUGCAGCACACAGGGCAGGAGGCUUCACCUCCAUUCCCAGGCCCCUGCGCCACCGGAGCCCUGGGCACACUCACGGGCGCGGCCCACACCUGUGUCCCCAGCUGCUUACCGGGAGUUCUAGGACUGACUCCCCAUCACACACACACACACACACACACACACACACACACACACACACACACACACACACACACACACACACGCCUCCCGGCACCCCCGGGGAACACUGCAGUUGGCAGCGGCUGUGGCCCUGCAGCACCCUGCCAAGCCCACACUCGCAGGCAAUCACGACGAGCACGCACGUGCCGCGUGGACGCGGGCCCCGGCCCGCCCCCCGGCUCUCACACCCCCGUGUUUCCCGUCCCCGCUUGUUUUUCUGGAAACUCAGCUCUGGGCUCACCUCCCCCCGCCGCCCGGGCCGGAAGUGCUCGCUGUAUUUUUAGCCUCCCUGGUUUCCGCCCCUUUCGCCUCCCCCAGCCCCCCCCCCCCGUCGCGCGCGCGGACGUGGCCGCGUGCCCGGCGGGCCUCGGCCGUCCCCUUCCCCGCCGUCAUUCCAGAGGGGAUUCCCGGCCGCCGGCCGCGCCGCGGAUUUUCCCCGCUGGCUGCGUGGGGACAGGGAGGGGUCGGCGUGAACUUCCUUCUGGGACUGGGUCCCCGGGCGGGGGCCGGCCGAGAGCCCCGAGUCCGGGGUGCCGGGACGGGCCUGCACCCCCCGGCGGGGAGUGGCCUGGGCCCGAGGCCCCGGUGUGAGCGGCGCCGGCUGAGCCCUGCACCCCGUGGGGUAGACGGUGGCGUCUCCCUGAGGCCUGCGGCCCGGCGGCGUCCGGGACCGGAGGGGCCUCCGCGCUCACGUCCCCCGGCUGAGCCCCGGGCCCGCCCAGCCCCCUCCCCGGCGCUCGGCCCCAGCCCGGUGACUCAGCAGAUCGAGGAGGGGGCCGGGCUGAGUCAGGCUGGCAGAGGCCCGGGUCUCCGGGGAAUCGAAACCGGAGCCCCUCCUCCGCGCCCCGUCCAGCCGCCUGACCCCCGCCCGGCGCGCGCCCCCCGCGGUCGCCCCGGAGCUGCUGCUCAGGGAGCUGCGCACGGGGCGGGGGGGGGAGGUUUUGGGGCGCCUCCUCCCCGUCCCUUCCCGUUGUCCCCGAGACUGUUUACAACAGACGGCAGCCCUGGUUACAGGAGAGGAACCCAAGCGUCCGGGCUGAGCGUCACGGCUUCCAGGAAGCCCCCCCGCCCCGCCCUAGCGAGUGAGUCACGGGCGAGCGGGAGGCCGCAACCGUGCCACCACAGCCUACGGCCUGCCCAGCUCACGGGACCGGCCCGGGAGGGCCCUGGCCCCAGAAGGCGCCGCAGCAGGGGUUCCCCCUGCGCGCCCGCUCCGACGAGGGAUGAGGCGGGCCGGGAGCUGCCCGGUAGCCUCUCCCCGCCUCGGUACCCGCGCGCGCCGCGCCGUGCGCGAGGUCCCCAGCAUCGGAGUUACACCCCUGCCCACCAGAGCCCCCCACGCACACUCUUCCACGGGGGAUACCCUUCAAGUAACACUUCUCCCUCGGGCGUGGCGGCCCUGCUUCUCUCUAGUCCUAACUCCUGGGUGGUGAGGACUGGAGAAUGGCGAGUUCCAGGCCAGCCAGGACACCCGGCUGGAACGCAGAAACCUUCCAGAUGUGCUUGCUCUUGCGUUCCCAGAGGCCCACUCGGCGUUCAGGUGGCCUUUCAGACGCGAGCUUUCAUCCUAAUAAAAGACUCGGGCUA
Messenger RNA from Meriones unguiculatus (Mongolian gerbil), 4288 nucleotides. RefSeq names its product mediator complex subunit 29 (gene Med29). The record is from RefSeq and is a predicted model, not a curated record. Lineage: Eukaryota; Metazoa; Chordata; Mammalia; Rodentia; Muridae. Gene Ontology annotation, molecular function: transcription factor binding; transcription coregulator activity. Bases 26 to 1009 code for a protein of 327 amino acids. The transcript has 5 exons. Gene Ontology annotation, cellular component: mediator complex. Gene Ontology annotation, biological process: regulation of transcription by RNA polymerase II.